Molecule: messenger RNA, 576 nt
Organism: Caenorhabditis elegans
Lineage: Eukaryota; Metazoa; Nematoda; Chromadorea; Rhabditida; Rhabditidae
Gene: ndua-5
Product: putative NADH dehydrogenase [ubiquinone] 1 alpha subcomplex subunit 5
Exons: 3
Coding region: 10-462 (150 amino acids)
Biological process (GO): respiratory electron transport chain
Cellular component (GO): mitochondrial inner membrane
Source: RefSeq, marked reviewed
UUUCAGGUGAUGUCGUCCCGCUUCUUGCGUACGGCGGUGGCUCGUGCCACACAACAGAGAUCCAUGUACGAGAACCCUUACAUCAACCGUUUCAAGGCCAGGAGCAAGGUUUCCGAGGAUUUCCACAAGAAGACUACAGGAAUUACUGGACUUUUUGUCAAUGAGCAUCCACAUCGUGCGUUGACUGUUGUGUAUGGCAGAAUUCUCCGCGCCCUUGAACAAAUUCCACGGGAUGCUGCUUACCGCAAGUAUACUGAAGCUGUGGUAAAGCAGCGUUUGGCUCUUGUUCAAGCCGAAAACGACAUUAAGAAGCUUGAGGAGAAAAUUGGAAUGGGACAAAUCGAAGAAGUCAUCGAACAGGCCGAAUAUGAACUGGAGACAACACGAGCAAUUGUUGAUUCAAAAGCAUGGGAGCCUCUCGUCGAAUCUGCUCCAAAGGGACAAUGGUCGUGGCCAGUCUAGAGAAUUUUCGAGUUUCUCAUUAAUUUUUCUUGUAGAUCACAUUUUAACAUUUUUUUUCUGUUUCACAUCUGAAUAUAAAAUUAUAAAUAGUGUUCUAGAAUUCUAAAGAAAAGC